Molecule: messenger RNA, 999 nt
Organism: Engraulis encrasicolus (European anchovy)
Lineage: Eukaryota; Metazoa; Chordata; Actinopteri; Clupeiformes; Engraulidae
Exons: 9
Coding region: 59-691 (210 amino acids)
Source: RefSeq, a predicted model, not a curated record
CCACACCACAACACAUUCAAGCUGAAGAAUCUGUUGCCUGUGAAUUAUCUUUGCCAACAUGAGGAAGCACGCUAUUGGAUGUGUGUACGCCAUUGGGAUGUGUAUCCUCCUCAGUCUGUUGACUUUCAACAACAUCUGUGUGACCAGACCAUCUGUACAGUUCAAACAUAACCAAGACGAUGCGAGGCCAAGCAGGACGUGUGCCUCUCCCAAAGACUGUCCCUCCAACAGCAUUGCUGUCUAUAUCAGGAGCGGGCUGGCCAACGCAAUCGGACCAGAGAUUUGCAUCAAUGGCGAACUGAUCCUGAGUGGAACAAAGAUCAACGUGGGCAUUGGGUUGAACACUGUGCUGCUGAAUGGAAGUAGUGGAGGCAUUAUAAGCAGUGGAUUUUAUACAGGAGCUGAUAAGAUGCUGGAUUUCCUGAGAGGCAUUGGGCCUGGUCAAAUCCUGCUUGUGGCAUCCUACGAUGAUCCAUCCAUCAUACUGAAAGAGGAGUCUCGUGAGCUACUCCGAGGGCUGGGGAGCUCUGCUGCUCAGACACUAGGGACUCGCGAUGGCUGGCUCUUCGCAGGACAGAAAGGUGCAGAGGGAAGCGCAUUUGAAAAGCACAUUUCAAGUGAUGAGAAAACCAACACCUUUGACAAGUGGCCUGCAGUUAUCGAGAUCUCAGGAUGCUUCAAGAAGACCUGACUGGCAUCUAUUGUCGUUCCCACACUACCCCAUUUGUUAUAAGCUCGCUACAUGAAUAUGUAAUGUAUUGUAAAGUUUACUGUGAUAUCAUUUUGGUUCAUUUGUCAUUUCAUUACAUUGUCUGGUCUAACCAUGAAGCACUUUGGUUGAAAAUGUGCUGUAAAAAUGAAUCUUCUUUAUUAAAUUACUGACAGUAAUUAUUUUGUAACUGACAGUACUGUCCUGACUUGUGAAGUAUGCACACAGAAUAUGAAAAGGCAUUGAAAACUCGUAAAAACUUAAUCUAAGUCAGGGAUGUCAAACUCAGG